CGGCGGUUGAAGCGCUUGGGUGGCGUUGGUUCUUCGGACAAGAUGCUGGUGUUGAUGCUGGUGGCGGUGCUGGUGGCGGCGGCGACCCUGCAGCCCUGCUUGCUGGCCAGCGCUCGGCAGCUGUGCCGUACUCACAUGGUGAGGACAGGAAAGGUGUUUCAUGUCAGACAGCAAAUCCAAGGGGACCAACUGUAUUUUUCAUCUAUGACAUCACACUUGAUUAAGCAUCCUUGCAAGAAAAACAUAGCCCUGUAUCUAGGAAGACGACUUUUUUUCACGAGAGAUAAUUUCAGAAGUAGUCUCCUUCCACUUUCCAUCCCUACAUCAAUGAAGGCUGGCCUACCGGAAGUAACAUCGGCACACAUCGCUGGCUCAGUACUGCUGUUAGUAGUCAGUCGAAAAGUCUAUAUUUACAAUUAUGAAGCCAAUUACUGGAACACAUCUAUAGGUAUAGAACACCCUGUUUCACAUGUUUCUGGUGACAAUUGUUGUUAUAGUGGACAUCCCUUUUGCGUCGAUAUAAGUAACUCAGUUUUUGCUUAUUUGCACGGAGAUCAAAUAUCUCAGACCUACAUAUAUUUCUCAAACAAUGGGGGAUUCAGAUUUCAGAAGUUUGCCUAUGAAAAACAGGCAGAACUAGUUGGGUCUUUGGGUGGAAUCUUCUACUUUCACUCCUUGUCACAGGUUGGGCUGCUUCUCAUUGAUCAAGGGAAGGCUAGAUUCAGCUACUCGGAACACCCCCUGAACUUCAGUUUUGGGCUGCCUUUUGACUACAACGGGACCCUUAACAUCCUCAUCACCCCCGGCCAGAAGGGCAUCCUGAUCUUCUGGUUUGAGAGGAGCCUGUUGCUUUCCAGAAACUCAGGUCAGCUGGUUUACCCUGUCCAGGUGAAAGAAGGACCCCACACCUUGCUCUCUUCCAUUUCUGAGGCCAACGUCACCAUCUACAGCGUGGCCGCCAAUGAAUAUGAACUGGCAGUUUUAACUCAGGAGAACAAUUUGUAUUAUGGCAGCCUGGGAAUCCUGUCAAGUUCUCUAAUCAAAUUUACAGGCCAAAACAUCUGGUCCCAAGAGGCAGCCCUGAUGUUCACUGAUGUGGGGAGGGUGGAGAUACUGGUCCCGCUGUCCGACCCGGUGUUUCCAGCAUUCGAUUUCGAGAAGUGCCCCAUCAACAUCCAGGCGAUUCUCAUGGAUCCUCAACUCCAAGUUGAUGUUUGCAAAGUAGAGCUUCUGCAAGGAGAAUUUGACAACAAAAUGUACACCAUUGACAUGAACAGCGAGUUGGAGCUGACCGCCCUGAUGAUACCACGGCCAGGCAUGUCCCUGGUCCCGCUGGCAAUGGUGAGCAACCCGCACUCCCUGGGGCUGCAGGCCGUCAUCUACGAGGAUGGCUACACUUAUGACGGGAACACCAGACACAGACUGAACAUUUCCCUGAGGCAGCAGCACCACUGGGGCAGAGCCGACCCCAACUUCACCUCCAGCAUAAAGAGACCCACAGGCUCUACCAUCACUCUGGACAUAGCCAACAAAGAAAUUUCGUGUGUGGACCUCAAGCCACUGACGGCGCUCAUUUCAGUGGGUUGUGACCAGGAGAAAAAGAUCGUCAUUCAGAAUGAAAUCUCAGCCUGUUACAACGGCAUCCUGGACCCCGUGGGCCUACAGGACAAUUAUAGCUACGUCAUUGAGAGGGAAGCCUAUGACCCCAACUUCCAGGGGCAGAAGGCCAGUGAGGACCUGGUGGUGCAUUACCACUACGAGAAGCUGGGCUGCCCCCACCUCGUCUACUACAACACCCCGUGGAAGCCCGUGGUGGAGCUGUGGCGGGAAGGGAAGUUCCAGGAGGUGAUCCAGGCGGAGUUCGUCCUGCUGGAGGUGAACGGGCUGUUCACAUACACGUACUCGCUGACCGCAAGCACGGCGCUCUGCAGGUCGCAGCCGCAGAACUGGACCACCAUCAUGAGUGACGCCGGCGACAAAGGGCUCUUCUCCUGGAACCGAGAGAACUACGUCAGCUGCCAUGACCCCGACAACGAUGCGCCCUUGAUGUGGCCAGAUGUCCCCUAUCAGAUCUUGGGAGGCCCGACGGCAAACAAGGUUAUUUUCGAGCAGAGGAAUGGAAUCUACAUCUUCUACAUUUCUAUCGUGGACCCGUACUACAGCUACUGCCACUUGGAAACGACCUUCAGCGUCUACGUCUACGGGGCCUUCCCACUGUCCGUCAUCCCCACGGCGGUCAUCAUCAUCCCACUCAUGGUCAUGCUGCUGUCCGUGUGGCUGGUCUACGCGAUCCCCAAACUGCUGCACACUGAGAAGGGCCUCAGGUUCAAGAGCUUCUGGGCUCACCUGUGCAGGAGGUGCAGAAAGGCGUGUUUCUGAGGUGGGAACUGAGCGCACCAGGGGAGCGCAGGG
Molecule: messenger RNA, 2412 nt
Organism: Nyctereutes procyonoides (raccoon dog)
Lineage: Eukaryota; Metazoa; Chordata; Mammalia; Carnivora; Canidae
Gene: CATSPERD
Product: cation channel sperm associated auxiliary subunit delta
Exons: 22
Coding region: 43-2379 (778 amino acids)
Biological process (GO): flagellated sperm motility; sperm capacitation
Cellular component (GO): CatSper complex; sperm principal piece
Source: RefSeq, a predicted model, not a curated record